CCUUAUCAUAACGGCGCUCACCAGCAAGAUCUCCAAUAUUCCAUGAAAUAUUUUAUGAGCGGCAGCAAGUUUAUCUCGUCUCCUAAAAAAGCUGGUAAAUCUCACCUAGUCAUCGAAUGGACAAGCCAACAUGGUUGUGGUCAUGGAGACCUCGAUUGUAACGUUGUGUUGCAGUAUAUGUGUCAGAACGAUCAGUUCGAAAGCUUCGAUAGGCGUAAAGCCAGCAUUGACACGAUUCGCAAUGGUAAAACUGAGGGAACGAUACCCUAUAGAGCACAUUCAGAUGGAUUUUUGGGGAACCCGGAAAAUAAAAAGAAUGUGAAAAAACAGGCUUCCAGACUCGAGUUUGGAAUGCAUGAACCCUGGGAAUGGUACGAUAAAUGUUAUCGAAGGCCACGGAAUAAAGGUUUGUUUACAGCAGAUCAAAAUGUAAAAGACGACCAAGGAAGUACAGCGACUAGACAAGAUCCGAACGGUGGUAACGCCGGCCGUAAUGGCUACGAAUGUCCAGAAGAACGCGAUUAUUUUCCCUACUGGCAUCCGAGCGAUUGGAAAGAUAUAGCUGUUUAUGUUACCAACAAAGAGCAUUGUGAUUUUUACAAGCAUUUUAGUUUUAAUCGACACCCAAAAGGAGAAUGUCUGGAGAAGUAUAACGGCGGCGAAAAGUUCAAACAUUAUUCAAGAUACAAUAAUCCCACUGACUGCAAAGCAAAUGGAAAAGAUUGGAUCGUUUUCCGCAGUUUCAUUGAUAUAAAAGACGAAUACAAAAAUAAGGCGAGUUGUGAGCAAGCGACGACGAAGGAUGUCCCGCUUGUUUGGGGCGUUCCGUACAAAUCCGAACUCGUAGAUAGUCUUGAAUUAGACCCAGUUACCAAGAAACCCAAAGAGUUCUGUCUGGUUCAACCACCUGAGCUUGACUGUAAAGUGUCCCCUGUCUCGCGUCCAAAUCACCUUGGCAACGUCGUGGAUUCGUACGCCAUGAACUACACUUGGAUUAUUCCGUAUUUUCCUUCACAAAACCAGAAACGUUGUGUAGUCCGAAUAAGAUACAACAUCUCCACGUAUGAUUACGAUGGGAAUAAGACCUUCAGCGAUAAAAAUGGGGCCCAAAAUUCACCUGUGACAAAUGACCCUAAGGUCGCGUUCAAAAAUGAUUUGGGAAACGACUUCGACUUGCAGUUGGCAGUCAAUACCGCUCAAUUCGGCAGAACUUUUCAAGACAGAAGCCAUGUUAUGAUCUUGAUGGCACGAACAAACAAGAUAUCGGACGAUGUCGCAGUGUAUAAUCUUAAUGUCCGUGGCAAACGAGGAAAUAUUGUUCAGGUUUACCCUGCCGUGGAGUAUGAUUUUGUUCCGAAGUCUCUCUAUGUCACCAGUGACGAUAUAGUUCACAUUCAAUGGACAGGCUCAACACGAAAUCCUGGGAAUAAUGACGGUGAGGGAAGAGCGGGUACUGAUAAGAAUAACAUGGUCGAAAUUGAUGAUUCGGGAACGAAUGUGAAAUUUAAGGAAAACAGCCAAAUGAUUCGCAGUGCAACGUUGAAGUGGACGCCGGACAUUCAACUGAAAACUAUGGAAGACGUCGCUGUGGCUCUCGCAACGUCGGGAUUUGAUUUCACUGGAGGAAAAAAUAAUAGAUUAGGUGUAUCCGAGAACCGAAGACUAAACUUUCAAAAUCAACUUGAUAACUCGCCUGCUUCCUUCGGGACUGCCCUAUCCUUCGCGCCAGGCUCCUAUAAAUACAUGUGCACGAGGAAUAACAACUUCAGCAAUCGUAAUCAAAAAGGAACGAUCAUAGUCACGGCCGAAUCGCUUCGCUAAGUCCAAGCACAUUCUCACCAAGUAUGCAAUUGCACUUUUAUGUAUGGCAUCAAUGUACUGGAAUGGCACAAGUUUAGCUGCUAUAGUAGUAAUUUAAAAAAAACGAAAUAUAUCACGUUUUGAAU
Messenger RNA from Dendronephthya gigantea, 1946 nucleotides. Its product is annotated as protein DD3-3-like. The record is from RefSeq and is a predicted model, not a curated record. The transcript has 10 exons. Bases 43 to 1821 code for a protein of 592 amino acids. Lineage: Eukaryota; Metazoa; Cnidaria; Anthozoa; Malacalcyonacea; Nephtheidae.